AUGAGUGCCUGUGUGUGGGUGCUUUUGUAUUCCUUUGUGCAGAAGCGGCAGAUUACUUCCCUCGAUGAGUCGCACUGGAGCGAGCCGGAAUAUUGCAAGCGCUACAGUCUGUUCUACGCAUAUGCAAAGACGAUGGUGGAAAAAGAAGUGUGGAGAGUAGCAAAAGAAACCGGGUUCGACAUGGUGGUGGUGAACCCAUCGUUCGUGGUUGGCUCCUUGCUUACUCCACACCCCACCAGUACUCUGCUCUUGAUACUCGCCACAGUUAAAGGUUUGAGAGGAGAAUACCCGAACACCACAGAAGGGUUUGUGCACAUAGACGAUGUGGUUGCUGCUCACAUCUUAGCUAUGGAGGAAAGCAAAGCCUCAGGCAGGCUGGUAUGCUCUAGCUCAGUUGCUCAUUGGACGCAGAUCAUCGACAUGCUGAGGGCCAAAUUCCCAUCUUAUCCUUUCGAAAACGUGUGUAGCAGUCAAGAAGGAGACAAUUGUGCACACAGCAUGGACACGAGCAAGAUACAACAGUUGGGCUUCCCGCCCUUCAAAUCCAUUCCUGAAAUGUUUGAUGAUUGCAUCAAGAGUUUCCAACACAAAGGAUUUCUGUGAACUUCAUUUCCAUUGCCCU
Messenger RNA from Hibiscus syriacus, 622 nucleotides. Its product is annotated as tetraketide alpha-pyrone reductase 2-like. Gene Ontology annotation, molecular function: oxidoreductase activity, acting on the CH-OH group of donors, NAD or NADP as acceptor. Bases 1 to 603 code for a protein of 200 amino acids. The transcript has 4 exons. The record is from RefSeq and is a predicted model, not a curated record. Lineage: Eukaryota; Viridiplantae; Streptophyta; Magnoliopsida; Malvales; Malvaceae.